Durusdinium trenchii is the source of this 360-nucleotide messenger RNA. The record is from the annotation of a GenBank genome assembly. NCBI's taxonomy places the organism in Eukaryota, Dinophyceae, Suessiales, Symbiodiniaceae.
AUGAGUCACGACGGACUUGGCCAACGAACCGUUCUGUUCUCUGAUGGGGCAAAAGUCUAUCCUUCUUUGUGUGAAAAGAUGCAGGUAAAACACUUUGCUUGUUCUCACCGAUCCGGUCAGUUUUGUCACACGGUGAAGUUCAAGAGAAAGACUCUGAAAGUUCAUACGGGCACGAUUGAUGGAGUUUGGUCUUUGUUGAAAAAAGCUUUGCCCAAGCAGAUCAGAACCACGGACGUCACCGAUAAGACAAAGAUCAAUCAGAAGAUCUGGCGUCACGCAAGGGCGUGGCAGUGGCGAUGGGAACAUGCCAAGCAUGAUUCCCUGGCCACACUUACUGCGAAAACGCUGCGAGGCAUGUGA